UUUUAGGCUCCAAUAUCUGCUGUUCCACCUCUUCAAACACUGUUUCUCUCUGCCACUCAAAAUCACCAUGGAAUCCCUCAAACUUUCUCUCUUUCUUCUUCCUCUUCUCUUUGCUUUCAUAGCCUUUUCUAACUCAGUGCUCUCUGAUGAUAAGGAGGACAGUGUGUUAAAGGGAAUCAACAGCUACAGGCAGACAAAAAAGCUGACACCCUUGGUCGAAGUUUCGAAGGCGAAAUGUUUGGCCGGUGAAGUUGCAGAAGAAAUAGAGAAAACAGCAUGUGAAAACGUGAAUCAAUUCUACCCAACUGUUUCUGGUGGCGGCAACAUCCCCAACUUGAGGAAGCACAUUGAAAAAUGUGACAUCAACAUCACUAGCACCACAGAUGGAGUCAUUCUCCCAGUUUGUGUCCGCAAAUUGGAACCCACCAUUGUGCUCUCUAAUUACACUCAUUCAGAUCGUUAUGCACAGUUUCUCAACAAUUCUAAAUACUCGGGAGCAGGCCUUGGUUCUGAGGAUGAUUGGAUGGUCCUUGUUCUUACCACCAACACUGUCAGUGGGAGUUUCUCUGCUUCUGCUUCCUCAACUUGUGUUAAUUCUAAUGUUGUUCUUUCUGUGGGGCUUUUGCUCUUUGCUUUGCUGCUUCUGCUCACCAACUUCUUUGAUUGAGCACUUUGCUUUCUUUUCAGCUUCAUUUUCUGGAAUGUGGACCCUUUAAUAUCACUUCUGUUUGUGUAAUGUGAAAUUUAUGAAUUAACUUGUGUGUUGCUGUUA
Messenger RNA from Vigna umbellata (rice bean), 772 nucleotides. RefSeq names its product putative GPI-anchored protein At3g06035. The record is from RefSeq and is a predicted model, not a curated record. NCBI's taxonomy places the organism in Eukaryota, Viridiplantae, Streptophyta, Magnoliopsida, Fabales, Fabaceae.